Molecule: messenger RNA, 3666 nt
Organism: Clarias gariepinus (North African catfish)
Lineage: Eukaryota; Metazoa; Chordata; Actinopteri; Siluriformes; Clariidae
Product: golgin subfamily A member 6-like protein 25
Exons: 7
Coding region: 106-2925 (939 amino acids)
Molecular function (GO): GTP binding
Source: RefSeq, a predicted model, not a curated record
GUUCUGUAGAUUUACUGUGAUGACUAAUUGUACAUCCUUAACUAGCUUUCUUUUGUUUAUAGACAGACACAUAAACUGUGUUAUGUACAGAGUAACAGUUCUAUCAUGCACAAAACAUUUACACUUUAUUAUCCACAGGGACAGCUCUUAGGGGAUCCACAUUGGAGAGAGGAGCGAGAUCCUCAAGAAAAAAAAGACGUCUGUGUUUAUCAGAGAGACACAAAAUGGACAGAAGAUGAGAGAAUAGAAAUGGAGAACUCUGCUUCACGUGUUGAAUAUAACAUAGAUGACAAACAAAUCUUUACUGAAUAUAAAAAGAAGAUCAGAAAACUGGAAGAAAUUGAAAAGGAGCUAAAAAACACUAAACUGGAACUGGACAGCACGUCUAAAUCACUGCAGCAUAAAGACCAACAGCUGGAGGAUUAUAAAAGACAAAUAGAGAAUAAAGAUACAGAACUAAGAAACCGAGAGAAAAUUAAUGAGGAGAAAGACGCACUACUCAACGAUAUAGAUACAACACUAGAGAAGACGAGUAAAGAGCUAGAGGAGAGAGACAGAGCUCUACAUGAGAGAGAUCAACAACUGAAACUGAAAGACACACAGAUACAGGAGACACAAAUACAAGUGGAGGAAAAGGACAACAGACUCGUGGAGAAGGAGAAAGAAUUAAAUGAUAAAAAUGAAGAGCUGAAGAUUCUAAAAGAACGUUUAGAGACUAAUGAGAAGACUCUUUCUGAGAGAGACGCAGUGUUAAUGGAAACUAAUAAUAAACUUCAACAUGUUACUGAACAAGUUAAAGAGAAAAUCUCACAACUGGAGAAUAUGAACAAACUGCUGAGUGAGAAAGAAACACAGCUGAAGAAUACAGAUAAAAAGCUGGAAACCAGUAAAAACGAACUGGAGACACUGGGACAGGAGCUGCAGGAUGACAAGAGACAACUAGAGGAGAUGAUGAUCGUACUGGAGCAACAGAAAACUAAGUUAUCAGAAAAAAACAAACAGCUUGAAGAUACAGAGAGACGUCUAACUGAGAGAGAGACACAGCUAAUGGAGAGAGACAAACACCUUCAGGAGAAAGACAAAUGCCUAACAGAAAAUCAAAAAAUGCUUCAGAUGAAGGACAAAACACUGGAAGAGAAGGACACACUGCUCAGAGAGGUGAAAAAAGAAUUAGAUAGAACAAAUCACAUGUUAGAAGAAAAUCAGUCUCAGUUGAAAGAGAAAGAAAGACAACUGGAGAGUGUAAUGAAAGAGCUAGACACCAGUAAAACCAAACUGAAGGAGGGAGACAAAGAGCUGCAGGAGAAGGACAGACUUUUAAAUGAGAAUGAACUGGGGAAAACAAAGAGGACAUUAGAGGAGAAUCAGACUCAGUUAAAAGACAAAGAGAGACAACUGGAGAGUGUGGAAAAUAAACUGGAAACCUGUAAAAACAAACUAACUGAACGAGACAAACAGCUUCAGGAGAAAGACAGACUUCUAGAGGAGAAAACAAAGCAGCUGCAGGAACAGACAGAUCCAGAAUCAUCAGCCCCCAUCAGGAGAAGAAACAGCAAAGAGUGGUUACCUCCAAAUAUGAGUGGAGAGACUCAGGACUCAGCAGCACCAAUCAGGAGAAGAAACAGUAUGGAGGGACAUCGUCCUACAUUGGGUGGAGAAUCGUCUAGUCCACAUUCUCCAGUGUCGGUUCCUGCAGCAGAACUGAGGCUGGUGCUGCUGGGGAGGACGGGGUCUGGGAAGAGUGCAGCAGGAAACACCAUCCUGAGCAGAGAGGAGAGGAAUCAGACUGCUACAUCUACAGCUACAUCUACAUUCACCCAGCAGAGUGAGAGCACACAGGGGGAGGUGGCUGGGAGGAAGGUGACUGUGGUGGACACUCCUGACUGGUUCUCUCCUGGAUUCUCUCUGGAGAAGCUGAGACAGGAUGUGGGACUCUGCGUCCAUCUGUCUGCUCCAGGACCCCACGCCUUCCUCCUGGUCAUACCUGUAAAGCAGCCUAUAGGAGAGGAGAGAGGGAUGCUGGAGAAAAUGGAGGAGAUUUUUGGAGAGAGAUGUUGGAGAAACACCAUGAUUAUAUUCAGUGUUACUGAUGAUGUUCAGAAGAACCACAUUGAGGAGUUCAUCCAAUCAGGAAACCAGGAGGUCCAGAGACUUGUAGAGAAAUGUGGGGACAGGUUUUACUGUCUCAACAUUAAGGAGAGUGGAGAUGGUUCUCAGGUCUCAGACCUGCUGAAGAAGAUAGAGAAAAUGGUGGAAGGAAGCAGAGAGAAAUUCUACAGCAGUGAGAUCUACCUGGAGACAGAAUCUCAGAUUAGAGCGAUGGAGACUAAGAUCCUGGGGGAAAGAAAAGAGAAAAUGAUAAGAGAGGAGAUUAAAGUGAAGGAAAAAAUAGAUAAGGAGGUGCAGGACUCUCUGAGAAAGAUAGAGGGAGUGAUCCAGGAGCAUGAAGGAGACAUCAGACAACUAAAUGACCGAACAACUGAACUGGAGAGAAAGAUGAAAGAAGAGAGAGAUGAAGAGAAAAAGAAAGAACUUGAGAGGGAGCUGAAACGAGAGGUAGAGCGAAGGACAGAAAUGGAAGAAAAGGUGAAGAAACUAAAAGAAAAGAGAGAGAGGGAGAGGAGAGAGAUGGAGGAGAGGCACCAACAGGAGAUGGAGGAGAUCAGGGAGGUGUAUGAGGGAGAGGUCAGGAUGGAGACAGAGAGAAACCUCAUGAAGAUCAUCCUGCCUGAACUCCAGAGAAACAUUUUGGCCUCAAAAACAAAGAUGCAGGAAGAGUUCAGCAGACAGAUGGAGGAGAAGAACAGAGAGCUGGAGACUCUUAAACAGAAACUUUCAGAUCUCACAGAAGUUCUCAGACUGAGGGAAGAAGUUUAUCAGGAAACAGUGAUGAGUUUAACGUAUCAGAACCAGCAACCAGUUUAAACUGAAUUAUCACUGCAUGUAUGACUUUGGAGUUGAUUCUACUGUUUGCAGACACAAUAACACUAAUAACACAAUUCUUUUUAUUGUGACUUGAGAUCAGUGGUCUCAUAUUUCAUAACAAUGAUAGUCAUGUUGAUAAAGUUUUGGCAUUAUGAGGAUUUUCUAUUAAAAUGUCAGAGUGUAAGUGCUGCUAGGAUGUUCAUCAGGAGGACGGCACAGGAUUCUACCAAACCCACAGAACAGUUACAGAUACGGUAGCAGCAGUGGUGAAAAACUGUGAUAAAGACAAACCUUACAGCACAACAAAACUCUAUAUUAUAUAAUAAUAUAUAAUUAUAUAGAACUUUAACUUUUGUGAAAGAACACAGUAUAAUAUUUUUUCUUAAACUUUCAUGCCAAGAUGUUAUUUACAUUUUUCCACCUCAGUACAGACGGUUUAUUGGUUAUGUGACAAAAAUAAGUUGUUUCUCUGGAGUUCCACAGCAAUUUCAUAUGUACAAUAAACAGAAAAUAUGUGUAAUUUUUAAAUAAAUAUUUAUGAAUUUAAGGUAUAAGGGGAAUAAAGCAUGUCGUUGUUGGUUGUGUUUUAAGUGGAAACAGUAACAUUGAUUAUAUUAAUUACACGUAUUAUAAUACAGUUUAAUGUAUUUUUUGUAAUUGUCUGGCAAACUACAGCAUACUUGUAAUACAUUUCUCUACCAGUAGAGGGAACCAACAGACUACUGCUUAUGUUUCUUUCUC